UUCUGGUCCUCCAAGUGCUAGAACAACAGUCCCUGUUGACGGUUUCUUCCUCGCUGUUGAGGUGAAAGUGUCUCCAGCUGCGGUCCGUCAACAUGAAACUCCAGUGUUUGCUGCUCCUUUCGUGUCUGCGGGUUUGUGUUCUGGCCGGGAAAUACUCCCGGGAGGUGAACGAACCCAAGCCCAGUAGUGAUGAGAAGGCGGUGGAAUUCAGGAUCGCGAAGGUGAACCAGGUCUGGGAAAAAGCCAAGCGGAUGCAGUUAGCGCCGGUGCGGCUGGCUGAGCUGCACAGUGACCUGAAAAUCCAGGAGAAGGACGAGCUGCAGUGGAAGAAAAUGAAAGUGGAGGGACUGGAUAAUAACGGCGAGAAGGAGGCACAGCUGAGGCGCAACUUUAAUGUGAUCCUUGCCAAGUAUGGGAUGGACGGGAAGCGAGACACGCGGCCGCUGGAGAACAACUACCUGAAGGACCACGAGGUCAAAGAAGGAGACUCUUUUGACGACCCCAAACUGGACAAACUCUGGAACAAGGCCCAGACGUCUGGCAAGUUCUCCAGCGAGGAGCUGCUGAGUUUGAAGAGAGAGUUCCAGCACCACAAGGACAAGAUCCACGAGUACAACAUCCUCAUGGACACAGUGAGCAGAACUGAAGAAAUCCACAAGAACGUGAUCUCGCCCGUGGAGGGCGACACCAAAGAGCACACGCUGCCGCAGAAGCACACGGAGCUCAAGCAGAAGAUGAGGGACCUGAAUCACGGCUUCGAGCGGCUACGCAAGAUCAGCCACGAAGGGUUCGGCGAAGACAGCGACUUCCGGGAGCCUCGUGUGAUCGAACUGUGGGAGGCGGCGAAGAAGUCCAACCUGAGUGAGGACGAGCUGGACUCCCUGAAGGAGGAGCUGCGUCACUUUGAGACCAAAGUGGAGAAGCACAGUCAUUACAAGGAGCAGCUGGAGCUGUCGCACCAGAAGCUGCAGCACGUAGAGUCACUGGGAGACAAGGAGCACAUCAGGAGGAACCAGGAGAAGUACAACAGCCUGGCGGAGAAGACCCGGGAGAUGGGCUACAAGAUGAAGAAACAUCUGCAGGAUCUGAACAACAAGAUCUCACGUGGCCUGGUCCACAACGAACUCUGAAGGAGGGAGAGUUGUCGUGUUGAAAGAUGCACCUGAUGAACUCACAACCAACCAUUUUCUACAUUUUUGCUCUUGAUUUUUUUUAAGAAAGAACAAUCGAUGCACUUGAAGUGAUUCACAGACUGGUUGACACGUGGUCUGGUCCAGGUAGGUUUAUUUGGAAAACUCACGGUUGGAAAAAUGUCAGCUGUUGUACAACACAAAUAAAAAUGUUUUCUGUAGUUCAUGUUGACGACUGUACAGGAGGAAUUGAGUCGUGGAGCUGGUGACAAAUGAUUUGACAAACACUCUUGUUCAACAGCACAAACUUCAAAGAUAAGUAAAGUGUAUAUAGAGUAGCAGCUACUGACAAACAUCCAACUGUGCUUCUAACAUUUUUAAUAAAGUUGGUGACCACAA
Messenger RNA from Synchiropus splendidus (mandarinfish), 1529 nucleotides. RefSeq names its product alpha-2-macroglobulin receptor-associated protein-like. The record is from RefSeq and is a predicted model, not a curated record. Gene Ontology annotation, biological process: negative regulation of receptor internalization; negative regulation of very-low-density lipoprotein particle clearance. Bases 93 to 1130 code for a protein of 345 amino acids. The transcript is spliced from 8 exons. Gene Ontology annotation, molecular function: very-low-density lipoprotein particle receptor binding; receptor antagonist activity; lipase binding. Lineage: Eukaryota; Metazoa; Chordata; Actinopteri; Syngnathiformes; Callionymidae. Gene Ontology annotation, cellular component: endosome; endomembrane system; endoplasmic reticulum.